Molecule: messenger RNA, 816 nt
Organism: Gigantopelta aegis
Lineage: Eukaryota; Metazoa; Mollusca; Gastropoda; Neomphalida; Peltospiridae
Product: protein ALP1-like
Exons: 1
Coding region: 1-816 (271 amino acids)
Source: RefSeq, a predicted model, not a curated record
AUGGCAGGAAUAUUCCUUAAAAUUCCACAAACGGCACAGGAAUGGAGAGUGGUUGCAAUGGACUUUCGGCAGAAGUGGGACUUCCCGCAUUGUGUUAGAGCUAUUGACGGCAAACACAUAGUAAUGAAGUCUCCUAUCAAUAGUGGUUCUCUAUACUACAACUACAAGGGAACGUUAUCCAUCGUUCUCAUGGCCCUUGUUGAUGCUAGCAACAUAUUUUUGUGUGCGGAUAUUAGGGCAUAUGGCAGGCAGUCUGAUGCUGGUGUGUUUGCAAAUACAGAGUUGGGAGAGAGUCUUAACCCAUCCAACCGUCUAAAUCUACCACCUGCAGAAAUCAUUGAAGGAGCAGAACAUCUUGGGGCUAUGCCAUACGUUGUAGUAGGGGAUGAGCCAUUCCCCCAACAGCAACAUGUUAUGCGGCCUUACCCAGGCAAGCAGUACACUAUGGAUCACCACGCAUAUAACUACAGGCACUCUAGGGCAAGGCGCAUAGUUGAGUGUGCCUUUGGCAUUCUGGCUACUAGGUGGCGUGUAUUUUACACCAAGAUGGCUAUCUAUCCUGAGAAUGUUGAAUCGGUUGUACAAGGGACAGUUAUACUGCACAAUAUGUUACGAACUGAAACAACACCAGGAACAAGCGUAGAGGAUCUCUUACAGGAACAGAGAUCAGAUGAAAUCCAGGGAUUUGUGGAACUAACAAAUCUUGGUACCAAAAGUUCAGCUAAAGCUCUAGACAUCAGAAACAGAUUUAAGAGAUUUUUCAUUGAGAAUCCUUUGUCCUGGCAGAAUGCCCACAUACAGAGAGGUCUACAUUAA